Messenger RNA from Geodia barretti, 288 nucleotides. The record is from the annotation of a GenBank genome assembly. Lineage: Eukaryota; Metazoa; Porifera; Demospongiae; Tetractinellida; Geodiidae.
UUGGAUGACACUAUAUUUUCGUGAAAAGUUGGUUUUUAGCGAUUUAUAUACGGACGAUUUUGUCACGAAAGUUCUUAGUUACGAUUGUAGCUGACACAACAUGUACAAGAGUAUGAGGUCUACCAGUAGUGACUGCCACAGAUGGAUGAGUUGGAUCGUCUAUGCUCGUAUAGUAAGCUUCAGUUUCCCGUGAGCCUAAUGGAUUGUGCAACACUCCAUCUCGCUCUAUGGCGUGUGAUGCAACCUCAGUGUAGAUUCCAUACAAGUCAUUGGAGUCGUAGUGAUGAA